Cherax quadricarinatus is the source of this 4778-nucleotide messenger RNA. The record is from RefSeq and is a predicted model, not a curated record. Lineage: Eukaryota; Metazoa; Arthropoda; Malacostraca; Decapoda; Parastacidae.
GCAGCUCAGGAGGUUCUAUAAACCAAGAAGACAACGGCGGCACCUCAGGAGGUCCUAUAAACCAACAAUAAGAAUCAUAGAUGAACCAACAGAAUUUCUCGUUAUUUGUGUCAGUAUUUGAGGAAUAUUGUUGGUUGUUAUUGGUCGUCAGAUAAUCUACCACCAGGUAGAAGGGAUUCAACAUGGAUGAGUACGAACAGAAAAACAAUUCGGGAAACGCCCUUUUCCAGAUCGGGGCAAUAACGAAGCUCCAUACAAAGAUGUUAGAGAAGAACCAGGACGGAUCAUCAUUGUACGAGACAGAGGAGGUGAAGUGUUUGUGGCAGACAGCCAACAAAGGUGACAUAGCAGAAGCCACACUUGCAAUUGAGACAUUGGUUGCACUCGUCAAGGCUGGCCUUCUGCCCCUGCCAGCCACCUUGCAAAACUUCUUGGCCGACAUCACUAAUGCAAAAUCUCCAAGUUCGCUUGUGAAGGGAGUAUCUGAGAUUGUGUUGUUGUCACAAGUUGAGACUGAUGGAGAACUUCAGUGUCCCUUCACUGGCCCUCCUUCAGGUCCAGUCCAUCCAUUCGUCACUAUAAUUACCAAAAAACCAGAUCUAAUUUCCACUGUGCUGGAGGAAGUGGCUGGUAUCUUGCGUCAUCCAGAGCGCAGAGUGAGAACCUCGAACAUUUGCCACAUACGUCCGCUGGUGCUGCACACUUUCUGCUUAACGGAGAAAACCUUGGGCAUUGCACAACCUCUACUCUCCCUGAUUGUUAGUUCGCACAUUUCCCACGCGGAGUUGAAUAUUGUUCCACUAUUGUGUCGUGUUGCUCCUCUCAUUAAGGACAGCAGCAGAGACCAUGUAGAGCGGAAAAUCAUGGUGUUGACAGCUUUGGCGGAGAUAGCAGUGGGGAGUAACUUGACCAGGCUACAGUCAGCACUUCUUCCAUGCCUGGUGAUGGCAGUUCCCUUUGCUCUGGUGAGAACACAGUGCCAAAACAAAAGCAAUGAACACUGGGAAACGCUAUGCUGUACAUUUUCAAGUCUAGUCUCUUACAUUCCGGCCUUAGAAUUCUCUGACCGCUUAGUACGAGACCCUCAGCUGGCUUCUGAUUGGUUAACGAAGUUAGCGUCAUCAAUAAACCAGAUUUCCAGUUUUUACCACACUAUUGUAACCUCUGUGUUCUUGUACCAAGGCUCCACAAGUCAGUCAGUACAACAAGCAACUAAGGUUCUGGAACGUGAAGUAAUGAAAAAGAAGGCACUAUCUCUGGAGGUGUUCCCCAUGGUGUUGUAUCGUCUGGGCCGGGAAGUCGACCCCACAACUCGCCUCACUCUCCUCUACACUCUACCAUCUCUGGCUGUCAACAAACUCUGUGUUGCACUGGUGUUGAAGACUCUACUAGCCUUCUGGUCAUCGGGAUCACUUCGUCCUCUUGUGUUGCGUCUGGUUUACGACCUAUGGACGGUGGAGCCCAGGACCUAUUCCUAUCUCUCUCAGCUCAUCCAUGACAAGUCGAUCAACACCAAUGAGAUUCAGAUUGCUCGUGCCUUCAUCGUUGCUAGCAUUUGCAAAGCAAAGCCAUCUCAACAUGGUGAGGAGCUUCUGCCACUCUUGUCUGGGUUCCUGAAUGAGUGUAAGAGUGAUGAUGGAACUCCGCAGACCUUGAUAGCUCUAGAUGGUAUUUAUGAUUUGUGUGCCAACCAGAUUAUAGAUCUACGAACAACGUGGCGUGUCAUUGCUCCCAAACUGGUACGAGAUAAGAGGCCUGGGGUGACAGAAAAGCUGUGUGCACUGCUGGGGCUAGUGCCAGUGCUCCACGUGGCCAGUGUGGAGUAUGAAAAGUUUACUUCAGAUGCCGUCACAAUCUUGUGGAACUGGAUAGCAUCUCACCGAUCUCUUUCGGUAGUAAAAGCCGCAUACAUGUCACUUGAAAAGUUUAAAUAUGAUGAUUACACACUAAAGAUGCUCCCACAGUAUGCUAGAAUGGGUCACCAGCUACCAGCUAGCAUGGCAGCCACGCCAUUUGAAGCUGCUCGCAAGGCUGAAGAUGUGCUUAACUAUGUGCCUGGUUUAGCAUGGGUUAAGCUAAUUAAAGGCUGCCCAGAAUCUCAUCUUGUCUGUGUCGAGAGUUUCAUCAACUCGUUGGUAUCGCGUGAAGUUGCUGCCCUUCCAAAAGGCAUAUAUCUAACUGCUAUUCAAGAAGCUAAGCGCAGGGGAAUCAAAGGUGUUAAUGGUCAACCUGAGCCACAGUCCUAUAGUUUUUUUAAGGAGAUGUCGAUUCUGAAAGCCAUUGUAAACUUUCUUUUGGAUUUCUCAAAUUUGAUGAAGAACUGUGAGCAUGCUGAAGUGAAGCAGAGGUUGCUUAGGUGCUCAGUGUUGAUGCUUGAGGCUCUAGGUCAGUCUCUUCCCCGUCCAUAUCCUGCUCUUGACUGGUCUUUUCUUGAGAAUGUUUUGAUAUCAGCACAGUCGACCUGCAACUAUGACUGGAUCACAAGAAUACGCCAUAGCCUCUUUCAGAUAGCAGCUCGUCAGUGUAACAAAUCAAACUCAGCAAGUGCAUUAAUUAGUAAGUGGCUAGUUCCUGCACCAUCUAAUGGUCUAACACGAGAAGAUGAAAUUGUCCUGUUUAAGUUGUUGGAUCAUCUUGGUCGUGGUUUACCACCAACUGUUUUGCAGCCUUUCGUGGCCUAUGUUUUUAAUCAACAUAUGUCAGAAACUGUGCAUAUGAAGAAGCUUCUUGAGGCCUUAAAGCCAAAUCUCACUGCAGACUUUAUCUUUGACACAAACAGGAAUGUCCUGAGUAAUGCAAUAGAGAAUCUAAAUGAGCAUAUAGAUCCAGCAAAUGAAGUCAUGUAUGUAGCUUACAAAGCAUGUGUUGCAGAUCUUCCACUGAAGCACAUAGAACGUCUGACUUCUCCAUCACUCUGGUGGGAAGUCACUGAUGAACGACUAUAUCGAGCAGCUGUGUUACGUUGUCACGUUGCGGAGAAGGACCCUGAAGAAUUAGCUCUACCAUGGUUAAAUGAUCUGGUCGACUCUGCCGCUGCUCUACCUGGGGACCGUUCGCAUCUGCUUCGAGUCAUGUCAAAUACUCUUGUAGUCCGGUGUCGAGUGAAGGAGAGCACUACGUGGUUUUUGCAACUUCUAGGAAGAUUGCGUGAUCAUCUGAAGGCAAAGCCAGGAGACAACCUUGUGGCAGCUCAUGAGCAGCAACAGAGAGUCACUUUCUAUCUUGAUCUAGUAGUGAUGGGACUGUUGGUGUGGUCAGACUUGUGGGCCACAAACCAGAUGGAAGUCUUGGCAGAGUCUCCAGCACUUCGAGACCGCCUCCUGCUUCCUUCCAUUGUAACCUUAUCUGGCCAGACCGAGUGGAAACAAACUCUUAACCAGCUUCUCAAUUGGCUGUUGUCUUCUCACUCUCUGAUGGGUGAACAUGCCAGUUCCCGUUACCAUCUGUCUUCACCUACUCUCCUCCUUGCCACUCUCAAUCCAGAUCUUACUCAAAUUAUGUGGAAUAAAGUUAUUGCCUUAGUUAUUUAAGGCUUAAAAAUGUAGAUAAUUUAUUCUCUAGUAGUCAUUGUAGAUCUUAAUGCCAUUUAUUGCAACAUUUAGAGUAAUGCAUCAAGUGUUUUCCUUUAUAUAUACUAUUGGGCGUUAUUCAUUUCUAUGGUAUAAACCUUGGUAAUAAAUACCGACAAGUUAGUUUAGAAAAAUACGUAAGCAAACACUAGGACAUAUUUAUUAGAAAAUGUUUCGGCCCUGGGACCUUGAUCACUUCUAAUAUCAUCAAGGUCCCAAGACCAAAACAUUAUCUAAUAAAUAUGUAUGUCCUAGUGAUUGAUUACACGUUUUUCUUAACCAUUCAUUUCUAUAAACGUUCACCUUGAGGCUGGAAUUUGAGCCAUAAUGACUCGUGAAAUUGCAGUAACGCAAUUGCAAACAAAUCAACAAAUGGAUGGGAUUUGAACCCAUGGCAAGUCCUAAAAUUCACCGGCCUGUGAGGUUUAGCACUCGUGUGUCGUGGAUUUAAAUCCCACCUGUUUCCUGACUUGAGUUAUCUUGUCCUUCAAAUUCAAACUCAAUUUUUUAUUUCUUUGCAUAGUAUGCAAUGUGUGAUUUACAUGUAAUAAAAUAGUGUUAAGCACAAAGAAAGCCACUAACAUGCCUGAGCAUUUCCUUAUACAAAUACAGUGGACCCCCGGUAUACGAUGUUAUUUCAUUCCAGAAGUAUGUUCAGGUGCCAGUACUGAACAAAUUUGUUCCCAUAAGGAAUAUUGUGAAUUAGAUUAGUCCAUUUCAGACCCCCAAACAUACACGUACAAACGCACUUACAUAAAUACACUUACAUAAUUAGUUGCAUUGGGAGCUAAUCGUAAAGUGGGGGUCCACUGUAUAGAUACAAGUUUACACAAUACAUUGUUAUACAGAGAUGGUGACACUUGAAUGUAUGUUGAAAGCUCAUGGCUAUGCAGAGCAUUUCAGACAAGCUUAACCCUUAAACUGUCGAAACGUAGAUCUACGUUUGCUCGCGUAGCGCUCCGAACGUAGAUUUACGUUUUUUUUACAUUGUUUCUUAUGGAGAAAAUCAAGGUUGGAGUGCUACGCAUGCAAAUGUAGAUCUACAUUUGGACAGUUUAAGGGUUAAAGCCCUAGAUAUUGUAUGAUUUCUGUAUUCCAUUGAAUAUAAUAAUCAUAAUAUAAAUUCGUAUUUAUCUUUUUCGUAACCCCUUCUUCUGUAUGAAUUACUAAAUUUAAAAAGAAAAACAUUUCCUUUUCUUUUUAGGUCAC